CUCAUGGGGAGGUAGAUGUCUAUGGUUGUCCAGAGACCAGGUUACCUGGAUGACAUGGAGACACGUUUGUUCAAAAGCCAAAAGAGAACAGAAUCGAACAAGGCUGAGCAAGGAAUCAUGUCGCGAUCGGCAAUGCCGAAGUCCCGUUCUGAUAAGAGCCGGGCUGCAUUUGUUCCUGCCCCCACUCCUGUGGCUGCCCUGGUGGAGCUCGUGCCCGGCCGCUUCACAGAGAAUGACUGGCAGGCUUUGGUGGCAGCCGAAGAUGGUGAGAACAGUGUGAUGAACAUCAUCGAGGACAUCAUCAGCCAAACUCUGGACCAGUGCUUCAGAAUUUACAUUGAGAAUCAGUUGCUGCCAUUCACCAUCACUCAGGCCAAGGACGCUCUCCUGCAGAUCAUCGAGUGGCAGUUCCUGAUCCACGACCCUGGCGAAAGCAACAUCAGCCUGACUCCAUCCUGGCAGGAGGACACAGAGCCCCAGGCCGAUGUCACCGACUCCUGGGCCCAGGGCUCAGUGCCAGUGCUGAGACUUCCCGACACUGCAGCUCUGCAGGGACAGGAGUCGAUACAGGAGCCCCCCAAAGUUGACCUUCAACCUAAGGCAGCAUCUGCUGACCACAGCUCAACGUUUGGGGAUCACGACCACGGAGCCCAAGGGUCACUCUACUCAUCGCCAUGGACAGGCUUUUACCCAGAUUUGGAACAAGUCACUACAGAGCCUGAGGAAGCCGGCAUGGAACCUGAGCAGACACCAGAAGCCAUCACGGUCAGGAAGAGUUGUGGCUUCAAGGCCAGGAGGCACCUUCACAACGCACAGAAAGUGUGGAAUAUCAGCAAGCCUUUAUUUGAGAGAGAAGCAGACCUGGUCCAACCACCAGCCUCCGAAGAGAUGCCCCUGGUUCCCUGUGAGGCCCGUUGGGUGCCACCCUACCUCCAGAAUGCAAUGAGGAUUCAGCGCGGCCGCCUCCCAUCCAACAACAUCGUGACCUUCGAUGAACUUGGAAACGUCACCUCGGUGAAAAGGUUGGACCCAACCCAGUUCCGCAGGCGUUGGGUAAAGCCCUUCUUCCGGCUUGUGGAGCCGGACCCCAACCCCGGGAGCUGUCGUCCACCGGGAAGCAUGCCUUUGAGGCCUCUGGUGUUCCAGAGUGGACAGUUCAGGCAUAACAACAGGAGAGCCCAGCAGCUAAGAGCGGGGAAAGGCAAUGGGCCGGGAACCAUCGGCACAGGGUCAACUGCUGGUCCUGGCGUGAUACUGAGGCCAAGACUUCCUGACACUUGUGCUGCCUCCACUACUCCAGACGUCCCAGAGUUUAUCCCCGAUGGGGCAAAGGACAGAAAUCAUUCCAAGUGCGGCUGGUAUCCCAAGUAUGAAGAAAAAUCGCUAAUCCAACUCAAGCCAAUCUGUAACAGGCUGUUUAUUCCUCCCAUCUCUGUAGAACAACUGUCCAGCCGCAUCCUUCUGUAACAACCCCCACCUCAAUGAUGCCUGUGCGUUACCCGCUGUGUCACCAAACAUCUUAGCUUUUGUAAUUAACAUUUAGAAAAUUCUGUACAAGAUGCCUAAAUGCUUCUUGCAAAGGGGGUAAUAUUUUAAGGGGCAAGCAGCUUUUUCCACUGAGGGUGAGACCAGAACUAGAGGUCAUAGGUUAAAGGUGAAACAUUUAAGGGGAACAUGAGGGGAACUUCACUCAGAAAUGAAGUGCCAACAGAAGUGGUGGAUAUAGGUUAGAUUACAAGAGAAACUUGGAUAAGUACAUGGAUGGGAGGGAUAUGGAUGGCUAUGAUCCCUUUGUGAAUUGAUGGGACUAGGCAGAACAAUAUUUGGCAUGGACUAGAUGGGCUGAAGGGCUUGUUUCUGUGCAGUAGUGUUCUAUUACUCUACAACACACAGAACACUGAAGGAACUCUGUGGGUCCUAAUGGACAAGGGAGUCAAGUAAGGAGUGAUCCCUGUGAAAAGUGGGAAGUGGAGGGAGGAAAUUGUGUGCUUCGUGGUGGGAUCCCGUUGGAGAUGGCAGAAGUUACAGAGAAUUAUGUGCUGGACACAGAAGCGAGUGGGGGUUGUAUGUGAGGACAAGAGGAACCCUAUUACUGGUGUGGCAGCAGGAGGAUGGGGUGAGGGCAGACGUGUGUGAAAUGAAAGAAAUGCAGUUGAGAGAAGUUGAUGCUGGAGGAAGGAAAGCCUUUUACUUUGAAGAAUGAGGACAUCUCAUUAGUUCAGAGAUACAGACAGGGGGGUCAAGAAAGGGGAGGGGACUGAUAAAAAUGGACCAAGUAAAUUUGAGAGCACCUACCACCCCACUAGCCUCCAUGUCCAGCACAAAAUUCUCCGUAAGACCAUAAGAUAAGGGAGCACAAUUAGGCCAUUUGGCCCAUUGAGUCUGCUCUGCCAUUUCAUCAUGGCUGAUCCAUUUUUCCUUUCGCCCCAAUCUCUUGCCUUCUCCCCUUAUCCUUUCAUGCCCUGACCAAUCAAGAAUCUAUCAAUGUCUGCCUGAAAUAUAAGAUGACCUCCACAGCUGCCUGUGGCAUCAAGUUUCACAGAUUCACCACUCUCUGGCUAAAUAAAUUCUUCCUCGUCUCUGUUCUAAAAGAAUGCCCCUCUAUUCUGAGGCUGUCCUCCUGUCUUAGACUCUACCACCAUAGGAAACAUCCUCUCCUCAUCUACUCUAUCAAGGCUUUUCACUAUUCAAUAGGUUUCAAUUAAGUCACCCCUCAUUCUUCUGACUUCCAGUGAAUACUGGCCCAGAACAAACCACAUUCAUGUGAAAAGCCGUUUAAUCCUUGAAUCAUUUUCAUGUACUGCCUUUGAACCCUCUCCAGUUUCAGCACAUCCUUUCUAAGAUAAAAGGCUCAAAAUGGUUCAUAAUGCUCUCAAGUGAGGCCUCAUCAGUGCUUUAUAAAGUCUCAAUUUUACAUCCUUGCUUUUACAAACGUUUGUACAUUCUAGUCCUCUUAAAAUGAAUGCUAACAUCACAUUUGUCUUCCUCAGCACAGACUCAACCUGCAAAUUAACCUUUAGGGAAUCAUGCAUGAGGACAUCCAAGUCCCAUUGCACCUCAGAUUUUUGUUAUUUUCUCUCCAUUUGGAAAAUAGUCAACCUUUUAAUUUCUUCUAUCAAAGUGCAUGACCAUACAUUUCCCAACACUGUAUUCCAUCUGCCAUUUCUUUACCCAUUCUCCUAAUUGUCUAAGUCCUCCUGUAGCCUUUCUACUUCCCCCGCCUAUCAGAAUCAGACUUUAAUCGCCAAGUACCUGUACACAUACAAGGAAUUUACUUCCAGCAGAUGUUGUCUCUCUGCUCAUAACAAUAAUAAUGAUAAUAUAAAUGAAAAUAUAGAUUAUACAUACAAGUAGUACAAUCCAAGUAAUAGUUAGCUGACAGUUAACCGGCAGUUAACUGUUCAGCAAAGUGACCGCAGUAGGGAAAAAACUUCUCCAGUGCCUAUUAGUCUUAGUCUGGAGGGAUCUGAAGCGCCUACCAGACGGAAGCAGUUCAAACAGUCCGUGCACAGGAUGGAAGGAGUCCUUUAUGAUGUUCCCCGCCCUCUUCUUCAACCUGGAAGAGUACAGGUCCACAAUAGAGGGCAGGGAGGCUCCAAUGAUGCGCUCGGCAGUCCUCACUGUGCGCUGUAGUCUGGUUCUAUCCUGCUUGGUGGCGGCUCCAAACCACACAGUGAUGGAGGUGCACAGGACAGACUCAAUGACUGCAGUGUAGAACUGCAGCAGCAAUUCCUGAGGCAGACCAUAUUUCCUCAAGAGCUGCAGGAAGUACAUCCGCUGCUGGGCCUUCUUCAGGAUGGAGCUGAUGUUCUGCUCCCACUUCAGAUCCUGAGAGAUGGUGGUUCCCAGGAACCUGAAGUUCUCCACGGUGGACACAGGGCUGCCAAGGACUGUGAGGGGGGACGUAACGGGGGGAUGUCUCCUGAAAUCCACUAUCAUCUCCUUUGUCUUGAGUGAGUUCAGCUC
This is a messenger RNA of Hypanus sabinus (Atlantic stingray), 3966 nucleotides long. RefSeq lists its product as uncharacterized. The record is from RefSeq and is a predicted model, not a curated record. Bases 16 to 1467 code for a protein of 483 amino acids. The transcript is spliced from 5 exons. Lineage: Eukaryota; Metazoa; Chordata; Chondrichthyes; Myliobatiformes; Dasyatidae.